CCGAUGGGGACCCUCUUUGGACCCUUUCCGAUUCCUUACAGUUUACGCACCAAAAUCACGCCAGCGCCAUGGCACUCCGCCCCGGACCACGGCGCGUGUCCCGCACGCGGCGGACCCCGGCGUUUGCCGGACGGACUGCACUGCGGGCGGCUCCGGCGACGCUACACCGCUUCCCCUUGCGCUCACUACUGCGACGAACGCCGCUCAGAAGCGCGGUGGUGAUCCAGCUGGAUUCGCCCACAGGGGAGUUGGGCACCACGGCACGAGUCUCUGAAGCGUCGGAGGAGAAACCGAAGCGAUUGCAGAGUUGGGGAGGUCAUGGGCACCGAGCGCGCUUCGGCGUCCAAGUGCCCUUUGUCAUCUAUGCCACAUGUGUUUUGCCACCGGGCAAUGAGUUGGCCACGGCUGGGGAAGACGGCACAGCUUGCAUUUGGGACGCGAAAAGUGCCACGAAGAUCCAUGAGGUCAAAGCUCAUGAGGGUGGGGUGUUAUGCAUUGAACCCUUUCCCAAUGCCAUGUGCUUUCUCACCGGCGGCUGCGAUGGCUUUGCCCGAGUUUGGAGAUGUGGGAGCAAGCCGAGCCUCCUAGCCACCUUGAACCACCGCUUUGCCGUCAUCGGCGGGGUCGUUUACCCCGAUGCACGGCCUUUGUUGACCUUGGGCCUUGAUGGCGUCACCAAGCUAUGGCAUUUGGAGAACGGAGAGUUCAUUUGUCAAGCAGGUACAGGGCUGAGUGCCUUGACCAUCUCACGCUUCCAGGGCCACGUGUUCACUGCAAGCCUGGCCGGUCUCGUGGAGCGCUUCAGCGAGCAGGGGCAGCAGUUGAGUGUUUGGCAGGGCCACAUCGGCGCCAUCAAUGCCAUUGUGGUCUUUCCGGACGAGUCAAGGGUUCUGACAGCGGGUGAGGAUGGCGUUGCCAUCGUGUGGCAGAUGUCUGGGAGUCUCUUCAAACGACUUGGGGAGUUUGGCUCUCCAGUCCUGUGUGCGGAUGUCUCCCCAUGUUGUCAGUGGCUACUCACCGGCUGCCGGGACGGGACUGCUCGACUGUUCAACGCUGGCACUGGCAAGAUGACUUGCAGCUGGCAAUUGGGACAGAAGGGCACCAUGGUGUCCAACUCGACCGCCACGGAGGAAGCGGUCGAGAAGAGCCAAGUUGACACUCACCCCGUGCAGGUCGCGGAGGGGGGCUAUGGCAUGCUAUGGCGGUUCUCCGUGGGAUGAGAUGUCAAGGAAGAUAAGGAAACAAAGAUAACAAAGUGGAGCAAAUGCAAGCAGUUACGGUGGCGACCCAGUUAUGUAGCCACGACCACCCAACUCGGUUCCACAACCAUUAGCUUGGUGAGAGGAGGGGUCAAAAAGACUGAUGACAAGACGCCGCGUGCUCCCCAUAUUGGGGCCGCAGGUUGAUGCGAGAGCCACGGGUCCCUUUAAAGUUGACCUGAACAGUUUGGGCAGGUUGACAGGCACCUGUAGCCGCUGUAGCCAGAGUGUAUGAUGGACAAUUGGGAGCAAGAUGGUUAUAUAGUUCAUGUUAGUUCAUAGUUCGCGAAUGUUUCUAGCCACAGAGUGGCAAGUCUCGGUUGUGUUUAUCAGCUGAUGCUUUCGCAAGAACAACUUCCCAGGAUGCUCUUUGUGCAGGACAUCCGGCACUGCAAAUUUGAUUGCACUUCUUUCAACAAACCUUGCCUCCUGCAUCUACUUGCCACAGUUUGGCCACUGUAGAAGAGAAUGUUUGGUUCGGGAGGUGUACCAUAUAUGCUUUCAGUUUAUUGACCACCCAGGCUUGCUGCUUUUGUCCGGCGGAUUCCUGCUUCGUUCUCGCCGGUGCCUUUGGGAUACAAGUUUGGCACUUCCCUACAGUGGAAACCAUCGACUGAGUGCUGUGGAUUCGGCAUCAACUGGAACCGCCGUGCUUGCGGCUUUGUAAGCUUAGGGCCUACUUAGGGUUGCUGCAAUUGCAUGGCCUGUUCAACGCGAAAUGCUGUCCAAGUGUGGAGGUUGCCAUUGACCCCGCACCCUCAGCCAAAGUGUUGGGGCCUGACUGGGACUGACCAGUGCCACCGUCAGAGCAAA
This is a messenger RNA of Durusdinium trenchii, 2072 nucleotides long. The record is from the annotation of a GenBank genome assembly. Lineage: Eukaryota; Dinophyceae; Suessiales; Symbiodiniaceae.